Molecule: messenger RNA, 3849 nt
Organism: Ahaetulla prasina
Lineage: Eukaryota; Metazoa; Chordata; Lepidosauria; Squamata; Colubridae
Gene: NUDT16
Product: nudix hydrolase 16
Exons: 3
Coding region: 219-818 (199 amino acids)
Biological process (GO): sno(s)RNA catabolic process; mRNA catabolic process
Cellular component (GO): nucleus
Molecular function (GO): snoRNA binding; phosphodiesterase decapping endonuclease activity
Source: RefSeq, a predicted model, not a curated record
AAUAGAAAACGGCUCGGAAAGGCUACCGAACCGUAGCUCAGCGUUCCACGGGUUCUUCCUUCUCAAUAUCUGAUUGGCUGCAGGGGGGAUUCGCUCUUAAGGUCUAUCGGCAGCCGAUUCUCUCGAGAUCUUUCCCCCCCACCUCUCUGGCGCCGGUGGAUCUUAAAACAAGGUUGCUACUUCACGGUUUACGGCCCAGGGCGCUACAGCCGGGAGAGAUGAGUGAACUUCGGCCUCUAACUAAGGCCGAAGCGCAGAGCCUCGGGCCACCCGACUGGAAACAGGCUUGUCAUGCCCUUUUAUACGCGCCCAACCCCGGCCGGCUUUUUGGCAAGAUCCCCUUGCGUUUCGCAGUGUUGAUGCAGAUGAGGUUUGAUGGUCGGCUGGGAUUUCCAGGCGGGUUUGUGGAUCCCCGGGAUAUUUCCUUGGAAGAGGGACUAAAUCGAGAACUGUGUGAAGAGUUGGGACCUGGGGCUGCGUCCCUCCACCUGUCUGAGAAGGACUACUUGAGCUCCCAUGCUUCUGAUCAGCCACAGAGAGUGGUGAUGCAUUUCUAUGCCAAGCAGCUUAGCUUGGAAGAGUUCCGAAUGGUAGAGGAAGGGGCUAUUCAGGCAAAAGACCAUGGACUUGAGGUGAUGGGUCUCAUCCGCGUUCCCCUCUAUAUUCUGCGUGAUGGUGUUGGGGGCCUCCCAAUGUUCCUCAGCAAUACUUUUAUUGGCAAUGCCCGGGAGCAGCUCAUUCAUGCCUUGGACACUCUCCAACUCAUGCCAGCUGAACAACUUCAAAAGGCUGUCAGGAUCGCUCAAAAGAGACGUUGAGCCUCGUUGACUUUGGCUGCUGCCUGUUCACCCUGAUAGCCUUUGGGAUGUAAUCCUGAAAGAAUUUCAGACUUUAGGAACAGGCAGCUGCAAGGAGAAGAAACUUAGAUAUGGUCCUCACUCCAGUCUUCUACCCAGACAUUGUUGCUGGUGUUGCUGAAUGGCUUGGUGCAAGGGUUGGGAAUUUGAAUGUGGCUUCCAAUGAUCAGGUUGUUGCGUAUUUAAAACACGUUGAUUGUGUCUCUCUUGCCUAGAGGUAGGUAACAAGAAUUGAAAGUCUGAAGCCAUUUUGACUAUUCUUCUCUUCGUGGAACACAUUUGUGAUCUGCCUUCAUACAUCCUGCUUGUAGUCAUAAGAGUUCUUCCAAUCAAAAAACACCCUUGCAAAAAUUUGUCUCUGACCUACCUCAUCUUCUGUUUUCCAACAUUUACUCUAAAUGUAUUUUGUUAUUGAGAGCAUUCUGAAUUUCAUGGAAGUUGCGUUUACCUUCUCUGUAAAAGCCAACUGCAAAUAUCUGUUGAUCGAGCAUUACUUCAUUAUUUUAUUGUCAGAUUCCCUUUAUUUUUUAUCAGUGUUUAAAGAAUGGUUGUGACACUUUUGUGUGACUUUUGACUCAUACAUUUUUUAUUAGCUCAUAAGGAAAUGGCAAGUCACCACCGGAUACAUGUUUUCUGUCUCAUUCCCCUUCUCUUUUCCAAUUCUUAGGAUAUACUGACUUAGAUGUAGAAAUUAGGAAAAGUAGAAGUGUGCUGUCAUCCAAAUUAUUGUACUGCUUAUAUUGUUAUACAGGUAGUCCUUGAAUUAUGACCACUGUUGAACCCAAAAUUUCCGUUGCUAAGCAAAACAGUUACGUGAAUUUUGCCCCAUUUUUCAACCUUUCUUGCCAUGGUUAAGCGAAUCAUUUCAGUUAGUAACGUUGUUGUUAAGUAAAUCUGGCUUUGCCUGUCAAAAGGUCACAAAAGGUGAUCACAUGACCUUGGGACGCUGCAACAGUCAUAAAUACAAGCCAGUUAAAUGUCCUAAUUUUGAUCAUGUGACCACAAAGAUGCUGCAAUGAUCCUACGUGGAAAAACUUUCGUAAGUCACUUUUUUCAGUGCCUUUGUUACUUUGAAUGGUUACUAAAUGAAAAUCGAGGUCUAUCUGUAUUCAGAUUAGGAGUGUAAUUUAUUGCUUGGAAACAGUGAUACUGUUCAGAUUUCAAGGCACAGGCAUGAACGAGUGGAGAGAGCGAUUCGGUCACUGCUGAGUUCAGUAUUCCAUUAAAGACCAGAAUGGCAAAAGAACCUAGGAAGUGGAAAUGAUGUUUAUAUCCUGCAUGUACCAUCUAAUCAGUGGAACAUGGACAGCUAUAUCUUGGCUUUUUUGAAGUAGUCUUUAGAUUAGAAAUCCUACUUCACGCAGAACAGUAUGAGAUGCUUGGGGGUAAAACUGGGCUGAGGUGCUGUGGUGGUUAUGGUAUUGGAUUAGGAGCAAAGAUAACCAGUUUCUGGUUCACCUUCAGCCUCUGGUGGUUUAGAGCAGGGGUCUCCAACCUUGUCAACUUUAAGACUUGUGGACUCCAACUCCCAGAAUUCCUCAGCCAACAAAGCUGGCUGAGGAACUCUGGGAGUUGAAGUCCACAAGUCUUAAAGUUGACAAGGUUGGAGACCCUGGUUUACAGCCAGCCAUUUUCUCCCAGCUUGACCUACUUCACAAGGUGGUUGGAAAAACAGAGUAGAGAAUGUCACCAAAAUCCAAACUAAAAAAUGGGAUACAAGUAAAGUAAAUAUAAUUCAAAAUGGCUAAAUCUUAAAAGAACAAAAGGCAUUGUAUGAAGCAGAGUAUGAAGAUGGUUGAAGCAAUGAUAAUAAUUUGCAGAGAUAUGGUGAGGAAUAGCGAAUGGUGUUAGCAAACAUAAGAUAUAACUAUGUCUCCUCUUAACUUAAUUUCUUUUGUUUACCAUUUCUUAGUUCUUUGCUUUGCUUUGCAUAUUAUUACUGAACCUCAACAGGGAACAGUGUGAUGCAGUUAUUUAUGUAUGUAUUUGGAGAAAUCUUCAAACCAGGAUGGGAGUAUAUGAGAAAAGAUAUUUUGCUGUUCAGAGGCCAGCACCUUUAUCUGCUAUGAUGAGUGGAAAGAGUAAAUGAAACAGAAUUAACGGUACUGCAUGUUAGUCUAGUAUUGCAUAGACCGGGGGUCUCCAACCUUGGCAACUUUAAGCCUGGCAGACUUCAACUCCCAGAAUCCCCCAGCCAGUAUAGUUGCCAAGGUUGGAGACCCCUGGCAUAGACGCUGUGACUUCUUUACAGUUUAUACAAGAUUUUUCUUUUUAAAGGCUGCACAGCUUCAAAAUGUCUCAUUCUCUUUGCAGCUUAAAGAAUCAUGUACAUGUACAUGUGUUGGGUGGCUGUAUAAAUCAAAUGAAUGAAUAAAUCUUCAGUUAUCCCAGCUUUGCAGACACAUGAUCUUGAUGAUGAAUCUGGGUUUCUCUGUUGCAGCAUGCAGGCUACAUCUCCAGUGGCAAUGAAUUGGCUCUUUUCUACAAUGGCUUCUGUCCUGUGCAAUCAUGUCACAGUACAUCAUGCCAUUAAUCCAUCUAAUCUUGCAUUCUGUGUUACAUGGCUGGCUGGAUGCACUUGAGAGGCUCACAAGCUUGGACUGGAGAAUGAAAGUCCCUUCCACUGUCAAUUCCAACAACCAAUGUUGAUGGAUAGUGGCUGUGAUUUAGGAUCUGGUAAACAACCUGCAAUAUUAGUAGUUAUUGGUUCUCCAUGAACCUGUCCCUCAUUAAAACCAUCCAAACUGACUGCCAUUUCUGUGAUAAAAACCUAGAGACAUUAAUUAUCAACUGCAAACCAUACUAUUGGCCUCGUGAAUUUUUCUCAUUUAUUCUAAUUGCUGUUUAUGUCCCAUCACAAGCCUGUGUAAACAAGGCAUUACGAACUCUAGCUGACCAAAUUUUGGAGGCUGAAGCCAAAUACCCCAAUUCGCUGGCCAUUAUUUUGGGAGAUCUAAACAAGGCAAACUUAAGGAAAGAGCUACCAAAAUAC